Mangifera indica (mango) is the source of this 1110-nucleotide messenger RNA. RefSeq names its product bifunctional pinoresinol-lariciresinol reductase 2-like. Lineage: Eukaryota; Viridiplantae; Streptophyta; Magnoliopsida; Sapindales; Anacardiaceae. The transcript has 4 exons. Bases 65 to 1003 code for a protein of 312 amino acids. The record is from RefSeq and is a predicted model, not a curated record. Gene Ontology annotation, molecular function: oxidoreductase activity.
UCCUCUACACUGUUCAUUUUUUAAAUAUAAACCAGGUGGAAAUAUGGCAGAAAGAUAACUAGAGAUGGAGAAAAUAAAAGUGUUGAUUGUUGGGGCAACAGGUUACUUGGGAAAGAGGCUGGUGCAGGCGAGUUUAGCCAUUGGCCAUGAAACCUAUGUGCUCCACAGAGAAGAAAUUGGUGUGGAUAUUGAGAAAGUGCAAAUGCUGUUGGGAUUCAAAGAGCAAGGAGCCUUUCUGGUGCCGGGUUCUUUUAACGAUCACCGGAGUCUUGUUAACGCUGUGAAGUUAGUUGAUGUUGUCAUCUGUGCAAUUUCUGGUGUUCAUAUCCGGAGCCACCAUAUUCUCCUUCAGCUCAAACUUGUCGAUGCCAUCAAAGAAGCUGGAAACAUUAAGAGGUUCUUGCCGUCUGAAUUCGGGACUGAUCCAGCGAGAAUGAGGCAUGCAAUGGAACCUGGAAGAGUGACGUUUGAUGACAAAAUGGUAGUGAGAAGAGCCAUAGAAGAAGCCGGGAUUCCUUUUACGUAUGUUUCCGCCAAUUGCUUUGCUGGUUACUUUCUUGGUGGCCUCUGUCAACCUGGUAGGAUUCUUCCUUCUAAAGAUUCUGUUGUAUUGCUAGGAGACGGCAACACAAAAGCAAUAUACGUGGAUGAAGAUGAUAUAGCAAUGUACACAAUCAAAUCAAUAAACGACCCUCGAACCCUCAACAAGACUUUAUAUAUCAGGCCACCCAAAAACAUUUUAUCUCAAAGAGAAGUUGUGGAGACUUGGGAGAAGUUGAUUGGCAAAGAGUUGCAGAAGUCCUCCAUCUCCGAGGAAGCAUUUCUAGCUUCCCUACAAGGGCAAAAUUACUCGGAGCAAGUUGGAUUAACACAUUACUAUCAUGUAUGUUUCAAGGGUUGCCUUACGAAUUUCGAAAUAGGAAAGGAAGGAGUGGAAGCUUCUCAACUCUAUCCAGAAAUUGAGUAUACCACAGUGGAUCAAUACAUGCGUCGCUAUUUGUAAGGUGGCUGAAGCAAAUAAAAAGCUUCAUAUUUGCUAAAGUGUGGUUAAUUUGUGUGAUGUUAACAUAUAAAAUAUAUGCCAAAACUUUGAGUUGGCAUUAAUGUCUC